This is a messenger RNA of Dendronephthya gigantea, 4617 nucleotides long. RefSeq lists its product as uncharacterized. Gene Ontology annotation, biological process: DNA integration. The coding region runs from base 1 to 4617 and encodes 1538 amino acids. The transcript has a single exon. NCBI's taxonomy places the organism in Eukaryota, Metazoa, Cnidaria, Anthozoa, Malacalcyonacea, Nephtheidae. Gene Ontology annotation, molecular function: nucleic acid binding. The record is from RefSeq and is a predicted model, not a curated record.
AUGAUCAUUGGGAGACUACCCUACGAUACUAGAAAGAAGUGGCGUAUCAAGGCAGAUAACAUCACAGAAGAAGAAGACAGAGAAAUUUCUUUCAGCGAUAUUUCCAGUUUUGUGGAGAAACAAGCACAUAUAGCUAAUCAUCCCAUAUUUGGUGACAUUUCAAUAGAUUACCCAAGUACUGGCAAACAAGGGAAGACACCUGGUGACGGAAAGCUCAAGGGUACAAGUUUUCAUACCAAUACUGGUUCGAACUUCGAUAAAUUCUUGAAGAACGUAGCGAGCGAAAGGACACGUCACAAUGAGCAGAACCGAUUAACCAAGAAUUGUAUCAUUUGUCAUCAAGCUCAUACACUGGAAGAAUGUGCAACAUUUCGAACCAUGCCAUAUGAAGAACGCAUCGAAUUGGUUAAGAAAAAGGGACUCUGCUUCAAUUGCUUUACUCCUUACCACAUGGCGAAGGAUUGUCGAAGACAGAGGAGAUGUAGAGAGUGUGGUCGUAGACAUUCUACAAUGUUGCAUCCUUCGCCUGCAUCGAAAAACGAAAAUUGGCGUUCAAAUGAUCAACCCAUCGUCGAGCGACAGAUCGUCGAGCGGCACGUUCAAACUGAUGAAAGUUUUAUGAAAAUCGGUCAACUGAAUAAGGAGAAAGGAUCUUGUACGGCCAUUGAAGUACCGAGACCAACCGUGGGUUUGUCAAUCGUACCGGUUAAAGUUAAAGCUGCGAGACCUGGAAGUCCAAAUGAUUUCGUAUUGACUUACGCUCUGUUAGACGGUGGCUCUAACACCACGUUUUGCACCGAAGCGCUAAAAGAUCUACUCGGCUUGAAGGGCGAGAUAACCAAAUUCUCAUUAACCACUAUGGCAAAGAGGAAUAAAGAAACGAAAAGUUCUAUCAUCAGUCUCGAGCUGUGCGACCUAGAAGAAAACGCCUUUAUUGAAUUGCCAACAGUGUUUAUGAUGCCGUCAAUGCCCGUCAGUCCAGCUGAUAUUCCCAAGCAAGCUGAUGUUGAUAGAUGGUCUCAUCUACAAGGAAUAAAGCUAAAUCACAUAAACGCGGAAGUUGGCUUAUUGAUUGGCAACGAUAACAUCAAGGCACUUGAACCAGAAGAAAUACGAAAGGCAGAGAACGGAGGACCAUACGCUGUCAGAACUCAGUUUGGAUGGACGCUGAACGGACCACUUGGUAGACAGAAUAGUUGCACAACAAGAUCUUCAAAUUUCGUUAAGACUGAAGCUAAGCUUACUCAACAAUUCGAACAGUUUUGCAACAGAGAAUUUAAUGAUACAAUUGAUGAGUGGAAGCUAGAAUUCUCCCAAGAGGAUCAUAAAGCGUACGAUAUUAUGAAAAAUUCAGUUAGAUUGAAUGACGGGCAUUACGAGAUCGCUUUGCCGUGGAGAACUGAAACACCACCUUGUUUACCUGAUAACAAGUCCUUAGCCCAGCAUCGUUUAAACCUUCUUAAAGGAAGAUUCGCCAAAGAUCAACAAUUAUUUGAAGGUUACUCUAAAUUUAUUGAAGAUUUAUUAAAGAAGUGUUACGCCGAAAGAAUCCCGGAACAAGAGCGUUAUCGGUCAGAUGGACACGUUUGGUACCUGCCGCAUCACCCAGUAUUUCACCCCACAAAAAAAAAAUUACGAGUAGUAUUUGAUUGUUCCGCAAAAUAUCACGAUGUCUCGCUCAACGACCAACUUUUAUUUGAACCCAACCUGACCAAUACCUUAGUUGGCGUUUUGAUGAGAUUUAGACAAGAUCCCGUGGCUGUGAUGAGUGACAUUGAAGCAAUGUUUCACCAAGUUCGCGUUUUUCCCGAUCAUCGAGAUUAUUUACAAUUUCUUUGGUGGCCUGAAAGCGAUUUAACUCAAGACCCCGUUGAGUAUCGGAUGCGAGUACAUCUUUUUGGUGCAGUAUCGUCACCAAGCUGCUGCAGUUUCGCGAUAAAAAGAACCGCAGAAGAUCACGUCGAAUCAUUCAACGAUAAAACAAUCGAAACGGUGAGACGAAGCUUUUAUGUGGACGAUUGUUUAAAAUCCGUAGAAAACAACGUCACUGCAAUAACACUGGUACAUGAACUCCAACAACUCCUGGCGAAAGCGGGCUUCCGUUUGACGAAGUGGUUAUCCAACUCUCGUCCUGUUCUCGAAUCUAUUCAAGAAUCAGAAAGAGCUGUCACUGUAAAUAAUCUUGAUCUAGAAGAUUUACCUAUCGAAAGAGCCCUAGGAAUACAAUGGAAUAUCCAACUGGACGUAUUUGGCUUUAAAAUCACCGUCAAAUCUCGACUAUCAACCCGACGUGGAAUCUUGUCCAUCGUCACCUCGAUCUAUGAUCCAUUGGGUCUAGCAGCACCGUUUAUCUUACCAGCCAAACUUAUUUUGCAAGAACUUUGUCGUCGAGGAAUUGAUUGGGACGAGCCAAUACCAGAGGAAUAUCGGAUACGUUGGGAGAGAUGGUUGGCAGAGCUAUCCGGGUUUAUGGUCAAUCGUUGUCUAAAACCCACUGAUUUUGGUCAAAUCGUAUUGUGCCAAUUACAUCAUUUCUCUGACGCAUCUCUAAACGCAUAUGGUGCAGUCUCGUAUGUGCGAAUUGUUAACAGAGAUGGACGCAUCCACUGUGCAUUUCUUAUCGGAAAAUCGCGGGUUGCCCCACUGAAGCCCAUGACAGUGCCCCGAUUAGAACUAUCCGCUGCAACUGUUUCAGUUCGACUUGACAAAUUGGAAAGAAGAGAAUUGGAUUUACCAGUUGAUAAUUCGAUGUUCUGGACUGAUAGUACGUCAGUCCUCCGAUACGUCGAGAACCAAGAUAAGCGAUUCAAUACCUUCGUCUCGAACAGGAUCGGCGCUAUUCGAAGCGGAUCAUCUUCGUCGCAGUGGAAACACGUUGAUGGGAAAUCCAAUCCGGCGGAUGACGCAUCAAGAGGUUUGACUGCUGAUAACUUCCUUAACAACACAAGGUGGCUGCAGGGACCGCAAUUUCUAUGGCAACCAGCUCCACAAUGGCCAAACCGAACCAAUGGCAUUGGAGAAGUUCCCUCUGACGAUCCUGAAGUAAAAAAGGAUGCAAUAACGUAUGCCUCGUUUACAGAAGACGUUAAGUUGGUGGAUCGAAUUUUUGAGCAAUUCUCUUCAUGGAAUCGGUUGAAGAAAUUUAUUGCUUGGAUUCUGCGAUAUAAAGAAAACCUCUUCAAAGCGUGUCGUAACAGAAAACAGAAAUUACCGCGUAAGAACAAUCGGGAAAAUGUCAUUAAGUCUAUCACGGUGAAUGAGAUAAAAACGGCAGAGAAAGAGUUGUUAAAACACGUUCAAAGAACAAAUUUUUCCGAAGAGCUAGCAUGUCUUCAUACAAGUAACAAGUCAACGCGAAAAACGAGAAUAAAGAAAACCAGUACAAUAUUCAAGUUGGAUCCACUUUUAAUUGACGAUUUAUUACGAGUUGGUGGUCGAUUACACCGUGCUUUGGUUCCUGAAGAUGCUAAGCACCAGAUAAUUAUUCCAAAACGACAUCACGUUACUGAUCUUAUCGUUCGCCAUUAUCAUCAGAUAUCUGGACAUUCGGGUAGAGAAUACGUACUAUCGCUACUGAGAGGCAAGUUCUGGGUAAUACACGCAAAUUCUACCGUCAGAAGAUUACUUAGCAGAUGUGUCGAUUGUCGUAAAAGACAAGGAUUACCAGGGGAGCAGAAAAUGUCAGACUUGCCCACAGAAAGAGUAACUGCAGAUCAACCACCAUUCACCGAAGUUGGAGUCGAUUUCUUUGGACCGUUUCUCGUCAAAAGAGGUCGAGCAAAAGUUAAGAGAUAUGGAUGCAUCUUUACUUGUUUAUCAACCAGAGCGAUUCACAUUGAAAUAACCCACUCAUUGGACACAAGUUCAUUCAUAAAUGCCUUACGUCGCUUUAUCGCAGGAAGAGGCAAUCCAGUAAAGAUAAGAAGCGAUAACGGUACCAACUUUGUCAGUGGGGAGAAAGAGAUUCGAUUAGCAAUCAAAGCUUGGAAUCAUAAUCAGAUUCACGAGUUCCUUCUUCAACGCGAAACACAAUGGCUUUUCAACCCCCCUGGAGGUUCACAUCACGGUGGAAUAUGGGAAAGGUGUAUAAGGUCUGUGCGAAAGAUAUUAGCAGCCUUACUUCGCCAACAAAGCUUGGAUGACGAAAGCCUACCAAUGUUGAUGGUAGAAUCAAUUUUGAAUGGGAGACCACUUACAGCUGUCUCAAAUGACCCAAGAGAUUUAGAAGCAUUAACACCGAACCACCUCCUUCUACUUCGCUCCGGACCAACCUUACCACCUGGAAUGUUUACAAAACAUGAUUGUUACUCACGAAGAAGAUGGCGACAGAUUCAAUAUUUAGCAAACCAGUUUUGGCAACGCUGGACCCGUGAAUAUCUGCCACUAUUGCAAGAAAGACAAAAACGGAACGCUUCUCGUAAAAAUUUCGCACCGAAUGAUGUUGUCUUAAUGGUUGAUACAACAACCCCAAGGUGUACUUGGCCCUUAGCAAGAAUUAUUGAUGUAUACCCUGAUGCCAAAGGUCAAGUAAGAAAGGUAAAGUUAAGAACUAAAUUGGCUGUUUUAGAAAGACCAAUAGACAAGUGCAUUCUAUUGGAAGGAGCGAAUGAACUUUAA